Molecule: messenger RNA, 1881 nt
Organism: Botrytis fragariae
Lineage: Eukaryota; Fungi; Ascomycota; Leotiomycetes; Helotiales; Sclerotiniaceae
Product: putative calcium calmodulin-dependent protein kinase protein
Exons: 4
Coding region: 46-1881 (611 amino acids)
Biological process (GO): protein phosphorylation; mitotic DNA damage checkpoint signaling
Cellular component (GO): nucleus
Molecular function (GO): ATP binding; protein serine/threonine kinase activity
Source: RefSeq, a predicted model, not a curated record
UUGAUAUUGGGUUUAUCAAAUUAUCCGAAUUAUUUACUCACUAAAAUGUCUUCCAUCUCACAGGCCAUUAAAAAUGCCCUUCAUCGGGGCAAGGGAGGUGCAAAGGGCAACGAAGAUACGAAAAAGGCUGCACCUGCCGCUCCAGCUGUCCCUCAACAUCACGCUAAAUCAGAUCCCACCGUAAUGGCUCAUCAAGCACACCAAGUUCCUGGAGGUGAUGCAUAUUCAGUUGCAAACGAAGACAAUAGAAACAGAGGAGCUCAAGCUGCAAAUCAAGCUGCACAUGCAGCAGGACAACAACAAAUGGCAGGACAAUCUAGCUCGACGAGGCAGGACGAGUUGGCAAAACUAGUGGCCGCCUCGAAUGAGAAUAACAACCGUUUACCAAGAUAUCCUGGACUUGAGAGAUGGUCACUUAUCGAGAAGAUGGGUGAUGGAGCAUUCAGCAAUGUUUACAAGGCCAAAGACUUAGAAGGGCAAGCUGGAGAGGUGGCCAUCAAAGUUGUCCGAAAAUAUGAGAUGAACUCCAAUCAGAGACAAAACAUUCUUAAAGAAGUUUCCAUUAUGCGUGGUCUAGAUCAUCCUAAUAUUAUAAAACUCAUCGAAUUUUCCGAGUCAAAACAAUACUAUUAUCUUGUUUUAGAGUUGGCACCUGGCGGAGAAUUAUUCCAUCAAAUCGUCCGCUUUACUUAUUUUAGUGAGGACCUAUCCAGACAUGUUAUUAGACAAGUUGCAGAAGCGUUACACUAUCUUCACGAAGAAAAAGGUGUCGUCCACAGGGACAUCAAACCAGAAAACAUUCUGUUCGAGCCAAUACCGUUCAUUCCAACCAAGAACCCGAGACCAAAAUCUGCUGAGGAUGAAGACAAGGAAGACGAGGGUGAAUUUAUCAAGGGUGUUGGAUCAGGUGGUAUUGGAAGGAUUAAGAUUGCCGAUUUUGGUUUGAGUAAAAUCGUAUGGGAUACUCAAACCAUGACACCAUGUGGUACCGUAGGAUAUACAGCGCCAGAGAUUGUCAAGGACGAACGAUAUUCCAAAAGUGUUGAUAUGUGGGCAUUAGGUUGCGUUCUUUAUACCUUGCUCUGCGGUUUCCCACCAUUUUACGACGAAAGUAUUCAGGUUUUGACGGAAAAGGUUGCUAGAGGUCAAUACACAUUCCUCUCGCCAUGGUGGGAUGAAAUUUCCAAGCCAGCACAAGACCUUGUCUCACACUUAUUAACUGUGGAUCCCAAAAAACGAUAUACAAUCGAUCAAUUCCUUCAACACCCUUGGAUCAAGGGUUCCGAGGAACCUACAUACGCAGCACUUGAUGCUCCACCAUUGGCUACUCCAGCCGUUGAACGCCAACGCCAAUUGGGUGGUGGCUUGCGAGCCUUCAACCCUGAUCUCCUGGAGUCUCCUGGAGCAGGCAGGCGUAUGGAUUUCCGAAGUCCCGGUGCUGUCAAUUUACGUGAAGUCUUUGACGUCGGUUAUGCCGUUCACAGACAAGAAGAGGAAGCCAAACGAAAGAAGAACUUCAAGCAAGGUUAUAGAGGAACUGCCGCCUUGAACCCCCUCAACCCCAUCGAUGAUGAAGAUUUCGAUGAGAGCGACGAGGAGAACUACGAUGAGAACGGAGUUCCUUCAAAGGCACCCAAAUCUGGGCAGUCAGAUGUUGCACAAGUCGGUGAUGCUUUGCGAAAUACAAAGUUGAAUCCAAAAUCCGCAGCCCCGGCUAAAGGUUAUGGACAGCAUAGUGCUCAGGUAACCGCAUCUGCAAAGCGAGAUAUCAAACCAAGAAAUGGCGCCUUCGAACUCAAUCUCGAUGGAGCAACUCUACUCGGUCGACGUCACAAACAACCACCGCCAAGUAAUCUGAGGGAGUCAAUGGUUGCGCAAUAG